This is a messenger RNA of Lepidothrix coronata (blue-crowned manakin), 1651 nucleotides long. RefSeq names its product multiple inositol-polyphosphate phosphatase 1 (gene MINPP1). Lineage: Eukaryota; Metazoa; Chordata; Aves; Passeriformes; Pipridae. Gene Ontology annotation, molecular function: acid phosphatase activity; inositol phosphate phosphatase activity. Bases 7 to 1371 code for a protein of 454 amino acids. The transcript has 5 exons. The record is from RefSeq and is a predicted model, not a curated record.
GCCGCCAUGGCGCCGUGCGGGGCAGCCGCCCCUCUCCUGCUGCUGCUCCUCGUCCUGCGGCCGGCGAGCGCGGGCUUGAGCGGCUACUUCGGCACCAAGUCCCGCUACGAGGAGGUGAACCCGCACCUGGUGCGCGACCCGCUGUCGCUGGGUCCCGGCGCGAUCGAGUCGCCGCCCGCCACCUGCGCUCCGCUGCAGCUCCGCGCCGUGCUCCGGCACGGCACCCGCUACCCCACGGCCGGGCAGGUCCGCCGGCUGGGCGAGCUGCACGCCCGGCUACUCCGCCGGCCCUCAGAGCCCGCAGCCUGCCCCGCCGCCGCCGCGCUGGCCGCCUGGCCCAUGUGGUACGAGGAGAGCCUGGACGGGCGGCUGGCGCCGCAGGGCCGGCGCGACAUGGAGCAGCUGGCCCGCCGCCUGGCCGCCCGCUUCCCCGCGCUCUUCGCCGCCCGCCGCCGCCUGGCGCUGGCCAGCAGCUCCAAGCACCGCUGCCUGCAGAGCGGGGCCGCCUUCCGCCGCGGGCUCGGGCCUGACCUCAGCCUCGGCGGCGACGAGGUGGAGGUCCAAGUGAAUGAUUCCUUGAUGCGGUUUUUUGAUCACUGCGCCAAGUUUGUAGCCCUGGUGGAGGAGAACGAUGCAGCCAUGUGCCAGGUGAGCGCCUUCAAAGAGGGGCCCGAGAUGAAGAAGGUCUUGGAGAAGGUCGCGAGUGCCUUGUGUUUGCCAGUGGAGGAGCUAAAUGCAGAUCUUGUUCAAGUGGCUUUUCUCACCUGCUCUUAUGAGUUGGCUAUAAAAAAUGUGACCUCCCCAUGGUGUUCACUCUUCACUGAAGAAGAUGCCAAGGUCCUGGAAUACCUGAAUGACCUGAAGCAGUACUGGAAGAGAGGGUAUGGCUAUGACAUCAAUAGUCGCUCCAGCUGCAUUUUAUUCCAGGAUAUCUUCCAGCAUUUGGACAAAGCAGUGGAAGAGAGCAAAAGUUCAAAACCCAUUUCUUCACCUCUGAUUGUCCAAGUUGGGCAUGCAGAGACGCUCCAGCCCCUGCUUGCCCUGAUGGGUUUCUUCAAAGACAAGGAGCCUCUCCUGGCCAGCAAUUUCGCCAGGCAAACGCACCGGAAAUUCCGCAGCGGCCGGAUCGUGCCUUACGCGGCCAACCUGGUGUUUGUGCUCUACCACUGCGACCACGUGAACGCCUCCAGGGAGGAGUAUCAGGUGCAGAUGCUGCUGAAUGAGAGACCAAUGUCCUUCCAUCACUCCAAUGAAACCAUCUCCACCUACGCCGACCUCAAGGACUACUACAGGGACAUCCUGGAGAACUGCCACUUCAAAGAGGAGUGUGAACUGCCCAGAGUUAAUGUGACUGCUGUGGAUGAGCUGUGAGGGUGUUCUGCUUAUUGAUCUCGGAUCAGUUCGACAGGCCCUGUAAACAGGCACUUUGAAUGAUUUGCUGCUGCUGUGUUAACUUUCUAGACUUGCAGAUUGGGUGGGUUGUCUCAGCUCAGUGUGCUGGUUCUCUGUUGCAUAAGCAGAACUACAAAAACAAAUGCUGUAACAGGGAAGUUGCUGAGCAUUUGUAACAAAUAUGUGAUGCAAGACACAAGUCCCUGUGUGUUUAUAUGUACAAAUAAGCUAAGUUCAUUGGUCAGUCCCUCUGUGAAUG